AUGGAGGAUGUUUACUGCAGAUUUGACUCGUAUGAUUUUGAGUCUGAUGCGCAGUUUGCAGAGGGAGUGCGCUCUCUCCAGAACAGCAGCAGGUCAGAGGAGACACUGCUGGAUCUGAAACUAUUCUACUACAACAGGUUUGUGGAGCCCAUAGACCGGAGCGCGUACAAACACCGCGGCUCCUCCAAUGGGACGUCCGCCUGCAGUGGUGACUCUCAGUCCGUGGAAACAGAGGCGGCGGUUUUGUCGUUUGCUGAAGUCAUGAAGCUGGUGCAGGAGGGGAAGGAGGUGCCUGGGGUGAAGAAGGUGGACAUUCAGCCGUCCAAUCAGAGCCCAGCCCCGUCGCAAAUGCAGAGGAUACUCAAGCCGUGGGAGAGGUCGCCACAGGCCACUUGA
This is a messenger RNA of Knipowitschia caucasica, 396 nucleotides long. The record is from the annotation of a GenBank genome assembly. Lineage: Eukaryota; Metazoa; Chordata; Actinopteri; Gobiiformes; Gobiidae.